Lineus longissimus is the source of this 4272-nucleotide messenger RNA. RefSeq names its product anillin-like. Gene Ontology annotation, cellular component: actomyosin contractile ring. Gene Ontology annotation, biological process: mitotic cytokinesis; actomyosin contractile ring assembly; septin ring organization. The coding region runs from base 75 to 3941 and encodes 1288 amino acids. The transcript is spliced from 17 exons. The record is from RefSeq and is a predicted model, not a curated record. NCBI's taxonomy places the organism in Eukaryota, Metazoa, Nemertea, Pilidiophora, Heteronemertea, Lineidae.
GAAGAAAAUGUUGUGUGAAUAAUUCCCGAUUUCUACUGAAUUAGAUUCAAUUCUUUACUGAAGGUUACAUCAAAAUGGACCCCUUCACCCAGAAAUUGUUGGACCGUACCCGCCAGCGUCGAGCAGACCUGGCGAAGAAGAUGAAGGGAAGCAAUCCAGCAAAGAGGUCACCUGAACCCCUGCAGGAAAACACCAAUGAGAAUUUUCAGGAGACUUCUGAUGAUAUAAGUCCAGUAAAGCGACACUGUUUCCGUCAGAAUGAAUCGGACAUCAAGCCAGAUACACCAGCAAUACAAGGCGUUCAUUCACGAUUGAAAACAUUGGUGAAGCAGAGAGUUGCCUGGGAUGGAGGUGAUGAAGAUAGUGCUCCCUCCCCAAUCUUGAAGUCCAAGGACCCAACACCACCUUCCCGCCCAUCGCGUCCUUCCAUCGGUGCCAGGAAGAGCCGAUUUGCUGCCCUUGCCAAGGAUAUCAACGGCUGGGAGGAUGACCUUGAUCACCCGAUGAUUAAGACAACUGAAGAAAAACCAACUAAAGUCUGGAAACCUCCACAGCCGAGAGAAGACAAUAGUCCAGUCCCUUCCAAACCGCCACGGACAUUCUUACACGACAGAUCCCCGGCUAGUUCCCCUGUUCAUUCAUCAAGUGAUCAGAACUUGGUGCCCAGCGUUCAGAGCCCAAAUCGGUUCCCUCGACGAAAUGAACCACCUUCACGUGAGCGAUUUGCUUCCCCGACUAAAGGCAGUCCUGUCAGAAAUUCACCGAGAUUGGCUGGGAGUGGUGGAAGUUUUAUUUCUGAAGCCACACUGAAGGUCAGCACCAAGAAAAAGGAAAACAUGGAUGAGAAACCAGCAAAGAAUCCUGUUACGUCACGUUUGGGGAUGUGGGAAAAACGUGUUCAGAAUACGCCUCCUAGUCCAGGUCACAAAGAUACAUUGGAUGAGAGUGAGGAACCUACAAAGAAGUCUGUGAAUGCACGUAUGGCGGCUUGGGCCCAGAAAACCAGUGCCGAGGUGAAGUAUGUACCUCAAAAACCUGUCACAUCAAAGAUGAGUUUCUGUGAUGCCAUAGCUUCCCGUGCCAAACAAUACCAAGAGGUAAGGACACCACAACAUGUUCCAAAAUCUCCCAAAGAGAUCUUGUCACCCAGCGCUCACGAGGGGCUCCAGGGACUGCAGGAGAAGUUGUUCACCAAGACGCACGAUGGUUGGAAGGAGAAUGAUAUCGCUGAGAAGUGUAAGACGAUGAGAGAGAAAGACAUGGAGGUUCUACGUAACAGAUGGAAGAGUGGUCUGAAGGAGGAGGAUUAUACUGUCAGCUCAACCCCGAUACAGCGGGAUCUAGAUGCCGAUGAUUUCAAUGUGCCUCCCCGCGCACCGUUGCCAGCGACUGACAUUUACAAGAGGGGGCUGGUCAUCCCUAAACAAGCGGUCGGACCAGAACCAGUGGCGCCUCCUCGCAGUAAUGGAAACAAACGCAAAAUCACCAAGGAGGAAUCGAAAGAGCAGAAGCGAUCAGAAUUUGAAGGCAAGCUGGCUGCGAUGGGAUUUGAGAUGGGCACAGGAACGAACAGUCCCAUGAAGAAAUGUGCAAAGACCCGGCACAGCAGUGAAGAGGAUGCCGUACAUCGUCUGAAUCAAGCUGCCACGGGAAUGAAAGCGAGGCACCAGAGCGACCAGUCACACAUCAAGUUAAAUCCCGUCACAGAGGAACCUGUCACACGUAGCCAUGGUAACCAAGUGCAGGCGACGCCAGCCCAAGAAUUCAAUGAUGAGACACCACAUAGACCAGGUGGUGGAGAGAUACCCGCCCAUCAUAAGAUCUGGACGAGGGUGAAGACCUUUAAUGCUGGCAAAGAUGCUGCUCUUCCUCAGCGGGAGAAACAUGAAAGUGAGAUGGUGGCGAUGAACAACCAAUGUGAGAGUGAUCCAGAUGACGACGCAGAGAACACCAAGGGUUCAACCUCAUCUACCACGGUGGUCGAAAAGGGUGACAAUUUCACAUGCGAGACUACUGUCACUGUCAACAGUAAAGCAGAUGCCAGCAAGACGGUCACGAUUCAGCGUAAGAUUCAAAUGGAUCCUGGAUCUCAGGAUGAGGAGGAAUCUCUGCAGACAGAAACCACAAGUCAAGAUUCUGAAAACUACCAUCAAUCUGAGAGUGAUUUCUCCGAGGAUGAUGAGUUCUUACACCAGAGGAAGCCGAGUCAUCAUCACCAGGCAUCUGAUUGGAGUGACCAGCAGUCAUCAGUGACGUCGUCCCUCGGUGUCGAGCCACUCGGGUCAUCUGAUCGUGAUGGUGGAAUGGCAGAAUCCAUGGAGCAGAGGAUGAAUCAUUACUUGUCAACGAGUCAGACUCGCUACGAUCGGCCCGAGUACAGGAACACGUAUCAUACUCAAGUUAGCCAAUCAGAAGAAACAGAAGAGACCGGGUCAUAUGAUGGUGACAACUCGUCGGGAACUGACGACCUGUGCGCGGAGAUGGACGAUCUUCUUGAAGAAGACAGUGGGGACGAGGAUGACGAGAGCCUGCCACCAGUCGGUGCUUACAACUGCCGUACUCAGACACAAGCGUACAAGUCACCAUCCCCGAAGAAACAUGCCGAGAAACAGAUUGUGUAUAAUGUUGAUAUGUACCGGUCGACACGUGGCCAAAGGAAUCAGCCAGCACCCAAAAUGACGAUUGUGCGACGUGACCAGCAUGGGACAUCACCGUCAGAAUCUCGGGAUGAGAUGCCAUACAUUCCCGAGAAAAGUGCCCGCCAGAAAAUACAGGAGCUCCACGACCUGGUGAAACAAGAACAAAGCGUCAUCAUACAGACUAGUAACGCCCUCAACAAGUGCUGCAGUAAAAACUCCUCAUUCGCUGGAUCACUGGAGCAGGUGGAGUGUAACAGAGUGUUACUGAUUGCCUGUCAGAAACGGCAAGCGUACAUUGAAGAAAUCGAACGAUUGAAGAAGGUUCCUGUGACACCAAAGACAGACGGCUGUAAGGGCUCUCUUACCAUCAGUGACAUCAGGCUUCCACUCAAGAAAGACUUCCUCAACAAGAUGCAGACACGACAUGAUACUGCUGUUCAUUUCUUCAUGUGCGUCCUGAAGAACGGACCCCACAUCCUGGUCACCCAGAUGGUGUCAACGCAUGACGGUGGGAUGAAGGGCGUGUUGGAAAUGCCCAACAUGUUUAGGAUCAACGAACUGAAGAGCGACUUUCAGUUUAAUCUCGACAUCUAUGGUAUGAGUGUUAUCCGGGAGGCUGAGCCUGAAAAGAAGAAAGGACGAUUCACGCCAAAGAAAAUCUUUGGGAAAGGCAAAGGUUCUAGUCAGACUCCAGAUCAUGCAUCUGGUGCCAUGUCCGUGAGGACAACUAACUUCUCUCUGAUUGCAUCUGUGCCGAUUACGUUACGCUCUAUUCAUAAUGUGACAUUCACUCUACAAAGGGUGCCAUUCCUGAGUCCACUGCAGGGUCUUGUUCAUAUGAAACUACGAUGUGUGCUCGAUACAAAUGUGGAAGAAAGAGGCUUCUUGACGAUGUUUGAGGAUGUGACAGGUCUGGGCAACUGGUAUCGCCGGUGGUGUGUGCUCGCCAACAAUCAAAUACGAUACUGGAAGUACCCUGAUGAUGAAUACAGGAAGGAUCCCAUGGGUGUCAUUAACCUGAAGAACUGUGUCACAGAGCAUGUUGGAAUCAUCCCGCGCGAUAUCUGUGCACGUCCCAACACGUUUGAGCUGAAUGUCGUUCGGCCACAGAGAAGUGGGGACAAAAACACCCUGGUCAGCUGGAGUUACGAUACGAUGACUUCAAUCAAGCACAUGCUCUCUGCUGACACGAAAGAUGACCGAGUUCUCUGGUGUGGCAAACUGAACCAAGCGCUGAAGAAUAUCCGCACUUGGCAGUCGGAUGCCUUACAGCCACUCAGGCAGCCCAAGAGAGUUCUCUAAAACACGUCAACUCACCAACAGGUUUUUGUCUUGGACACGAUUGCAUUCUCAAUGUAUACUGCUAACUUAAGUGCUUAUAUCUUUUGUUGUUUUCCUCAGUUACUAUCAUUAGAUAGAGCCAUGAACGAGCACCCUGAGGCCAGGGUUAUGCUUGGACUAAUGCCUUCAGGAGGACAGAACAUGUAGUCUUUUUGUAAUAGUUAUAUCUAUGAAUAAUGUAUAGGAACAUAUAUGCAUCACCUCUGUAAAUAUUGUAUAGAUACAGGGGCACCUUCGACUGAACAUUUCAAAUUCUGACUAAAUCUCCAACUCUCAAACCGUAGGUUCCGUC